This is a messenger RNA of Panonychus citri (citrus red mite), 3594 nucleotides long. RefSeq names its product UDP-GlcNAc:betaGal beta-1,3-N-acetylglucosaminyltransferase 7-like. Lineage: Eukaryota; Metazoa; Arthropoda; Arachnida; Trombidiformes; Tetranychidae. The record is from RefSeq and is a predicted model, not a curated record. Gene Ontology annotation, cellular component: membrane. Gene Ontology annotation, molecular function: hexosyltransferase activity.
AAAGUGCUUCAACAAUUUACCUUCACCAUAGGGAUUAGAGGUUAAUCUGGUUCUGGUUUUCUUUUCUUACCUUUCACCGGCUCUUUGGCUUUAGAUGAAACUAGAAAAUGAAACUGCCCAAAGAAAAGUUGCUUGACCAGAUAUUUUAUCAACUAUCAACACCGAAGUUCCUGAGUGACCCAACCCUCAACCCACCGAAGUCCAAAGGAGUUUCAGAGGGAAAAGAAUUUUUUUCAAUUCUUCUUUGUUAAUUGACUCGCUUUUUCUACUAGAAAUUAACCUGAUGGCACAAUUGAUUUGGUUUGAAGGAAACUUUGCUCAUCACAAUUAGUGUUACAAUUUGGUCUAAUUGUUCAGCACUAGUUUGGUUUGUAGUUUCUCCGUUUGGAGGUGUUGACUGUUUGGUUACCAUGACAACAGUUUCUUUUCUCUCUCUUUUUUUCUUCUCUUCUCAUCUCAAUCGGAAUCUCUUCUUACUUUUAGCAUGGCGCUUGUUCGGAUUGGAUCCUUUGUCUUUUGACAAAACUUUUUCUUUCUCAAGUUAUUUAUGUAAAAUGUUAUUCAAUCGUUAAUUUGUGUUCUACCAAUUAACAGUUAAUCGUCAAUUAAAUCAAUCAUCUUUUUCUAGUUAGUGAAUCAAUUGAUCAACUGAAACCAUCGGUUAUCCAGAGUUAAAGUUUUUCUUUUCUCUUUUUCAAUUUGUUUUCAUAUUCUUUUCUCUUUUCUCUUUGUUAUUUCUUUUAAUGAUUUCAUUCAUUUUAAUUACGGAAUCCAAUUAUUCAGAAUAACAAAUCAAGUAACCAAACAUGAUUUCUGCUCAAAAGCGAAUGUUAACUUUAUUUUGUAUUACCUUUGUAUUGGCUACUUUGAUGACCAUCAGUCACUAUGGAGGACCAACAACUCGGACUGGCAAUGGCCGUCGAUUGGUUUUAAACAACGUUGACCAAGAAAAAUUGGUUAAAAUUUUAAAUUCUGUGCCUUACCAAUCGUCAUCAUUAUCCGAUUUAAUCAAUGAUAACGAUGAAAAUAGUAACAAUCAAAUUAAUUUCCAACCUUCGCCACUGCCCGUCAAUGUGCUAGUUCAACAACAACAACAACGCCAAUUCUCUGAGAAACCAUCAUUGUCUUCCUCUUCUUCUUUAUCUUCUUCAUUCUCUUCUUCAAAACUACUAUCAUCGCCAUCAUCUCAUUCACCUGUGAUACAAUCAUCGAAAAUUGUUCCUUCCCAAUCUUCCACCAUUAAUUUGUCUUCUUCACCCUCACCUCCUUUACCACCAUCACUUUCUUCAUCUCCCCCUUCCAAUCGACCUCUGCAACAAUCUUCGCCACUCGCACCAGCAUUUUCUGUGAUCACUACUCCUAAACAUUCACCUUCUCCCAGUCUCUUCCACCCUGUUAAUGAAUCCUCUCAACCGACAGCCAUUAAUCGUAAUGAGACUAAGAACCAAACAGAGGAACAAAAGUUCAGAGGAUUUUUCACUUCUGAUGAGAUUGCCUUAACUCGUCAAUUUCUCAUUGACAAGCCCAAUUUCUGUGAUACUGACAAUGGAGCUUCUCUUGACCUGUUGAUUUUGGUUAAUUCGGCCAUCGGGAACUUCGAAGCUCGUCAAGCAAUUCGAGAGACAUGGGGAAAGUUUGCCGUUGAACGAGGUUCUCUUUUACUGUUUCUCAUCGGUGAUUCGCGUGACUCUUUCAUCAAUGAACAACUUGAAAAGGAGAAUCAACAAUAUUCUGAUUUACUUCAAGGUGCAUUUAUCGACAGUUAUUACAAUUUAACCCUUAAAACAAUGUCAAUGAUGAAAUGGGUUAGUGAUAAUUGCGAUAAAGUUAAGUUUGUUUUGAAAGUAGAUGAUGAUAUGUUCAUUAACAUGCAAUUAUUGGUUGACUUCUGUGAGACCCGAAACUUUACCAAAUCAAUUAUUGGUCAUAUUGGUAAAAAGUGGAAACCUCAUCGUGACGUUGGUAGUAAAUGGUUUGUUUCCCAAUCAGUUUUCAAUGGAACCUAUUUCCCCAAUUUCGCCACUGGACCAUGUUACAUGUUCUCAGGGGAUGUGGCGAAAUCCUUGAGUGAACAAAGUUACAAGAUGAAACCUCUUCACUUGGAAGAUGUUUUCAUGACGGGAAUAGUUGCUGAGGCUGCGAAAGUCCGUCGAUUAAACUUCCUAAUGAAAAAUGUUCGAGUCAAGGUGACCCCCUGUAAUUUUAAGCGUUUUAUGACCAGUCAUAAACACACACCGCAAGAGAUUAUCUCACUUUGGAAUCAAGUCUACGAUGAGAUGGAUAAACCUUGUGAAAAAUCAACUUCCAAGCCAACAGGUUCAUCCUCAACUAAACCACCCAAAAAGACUGAAUCUUCAUCUAAAAAACAUAACCAAUGGCCAAUGGAACAAAAGACAAAUGUUAUAAUAAUUUAAUGUUCAUUAAGCAUGAUACUCAUGUUUCAAGCCUUUGGAAAAAAAGAUCAUUUUGAUUCCAUUACAAACAAACUAAUCGUUGUAAAAAAGUUUCAUGCUACAAGUGAAUUAACUUGUUAGCAUUUAAUCCUGUUUUCGUUACUUUCUUCAGUAACCCUUGUAAUAGAUUUCUAAUCUAACCUGUCUCUCUCUCUCUCUCUCUCUCUCUCUCUCUCUCUCUCUUUAAUUACUUUUAUCCUUUUCCUCCCUCACCAUAGAGUAAGAACUUUUUACUCUCCUCUGAACCUCUUCUCUCACUUUGUGUAUUUUAAUGAUCAACUGUGGUACCUUUUCCUAUGAUAAUAAUUUGUUGUUAUCAAAUUUUGAGAAGUGAUUAACCCAUUGAUUGCAUUAGAAUUGAUUUCCCAUCGUUUAUUUUGUAAUAAUUCAACUUGAUUACCAUCAUGUCAUCGAUGGUAAUCAAGUAAAUUUAAGAAAAUGUUAAAUUAUCCCUUAACAUGGAAGCAGUUUUCCAACUUGGAAGUUAAAUCGUUGUCAUGUGAAAUUCAUCAUUGAUUAAUGAUAUGACAAUUUAUCCACAAGUUAAGUUUAAUUUCUUAACUAAUCAAUUUCCAGUUAGUAAUUUAUUCUUAUUUAAAAUUAUAUAAAUAAUUUUCACCAAAUUUUCAUAUAAUUCUGAUAUUUCAUAUAAUUACGAUUCAACUCUCGACUUGGUCGAAACAACUUCCAAAUUGUCCCAAUUAACGAUAAAACUUGGAUAAUACAAUCAAUUAUCAAUCAUAUCCCAUCGCAUUUGUUAAGACGGUAAUUUAUUGAUUAUUUGUCUAAUUAUCGCCAAUCUAAUUUAAUUAUUUGAAAAAAAAACAUUCCUUGAUCUUAUUUUCACUAUUUCACCAUUACUAUUAUCAUUAUCAUCAUCUAAUUGUUUAUAUUAAUCACUAUUGGAUGUCCAUUAACCCAAGUCUCGUGUAAUUACAUGUUAUUGAUGAAAACGUAAUCAGUUAAUUAACUAUGAAACAGAGAAAAGAAACUCAAUUGUAAAUAUCUAUUUCCUUAACUGUUAUUGGACCGAAUUUGUCAAAACAAUUAAAUCCGGAUAAUCCUUUAAAUCUUGUGAAAAUUGAGGAGCUUCAUCCAUCGAUAAAUCAACGAAUAAAAAUCAUUCCGAUUGAAUUAUUAA